AUGUACGCGCAUAGCACUCGAUCCCAUAUUCCGCAGCCGCCGCACAGCGCGGGUACGCCCUACAAAGGCCUACGUGCGGCUAUAGACCCCAACCAAAUACCUUCGCCGAUUGACACCAUCGAGGCCGACAGAGAGAAAUGGGAGGAUCAGCCGUACAUGACCCUGCCGGGACAGCACCCACCUCUGUCCACCACGGACUUCGUAGCUAUAGACCAAGGAAACUCGUCGCCCAGAUAUGUCCGCAUGUCCACAUGGAACGUACCAAGCACCUCACGCCUUGCGUCGGAAUGCGAGGUUCCCGUAGCUGCAGUUAUCCAGCCACUCGCAGACCAAGAUCCCCGGGAAGAGCCGAUUCCGAUUGUGGAGCCAGGUCCGGCUGGCCCCGCGCGAUGCGCUUCCUGCAGGGCGUACAUCAACCCAUGGUGCACCUGGGUAGCAGGCGGGGCGAAGUGGAAGUGCAAUCUGUGCGGCCACGAGACGGAAGUGGCAUCGGAAUACUUCUGCAACCUGGAUGCCAACUUUCUCCGGUUGGACCAUUUGCAACGACCUGAGCUGAACAAGGGCACUGUCGACUUCGCCGUUUCAGAAGAAUACUGGACUCCCCAACCACCGCCCAGUAUCCGACCCCUGUACUACUCCGUCGUUCCACAGCCUACAACCGGCGUACGGAAGCCACAACCUAUGGACUAUGUCUUCGCAUUCGACGUCUCACAAGAAGCCGUUCGCUCCGGCUUCCUGAAGACAGCGUGCGCGGUACUACUAGCAGCGCUCUUCGGUGACGACGAAUCAAUACCUUCCUGUUUCCCCCAAGAGAGCCGCAUUGCUAUUUUGGCUUUUGAUCGGACAUUACAGUUCUACAACCUCUCUUCAGAAAUCGCUGGUCAGCCGCCGAUGAUGGUCGUGCCUGAUGUUGACGACGUCUUCCUGCCGUCGCUCGCUGGUCUGUUCGUGAAGGUGGAUGAUUCAAGGAACGCCAUCGUAGACCUCCUGACUACUCUUCCAAUGCGACAUGAGCAGACCUUCGAGACCGAAGCUGCGCUCGGCUCCGCCUUUGCCGCCGGUCUCGCCGCGUUGCAUCUAACAGGCCUUAAGGCAGGGAGAGGAGGCCAACUGGUUGCAUUUGCUGCUACACUGCCCACCAUCGGCAUCGGCGCCCUCCAACCGCUGGCGGACGAGGCAGCACUGUACGGCACGGAUAAGGAGAAGACACUCUUCAUUCCCCGAGAAGAUACAUGGAAAGACAUUGGCGAGCAAUGUGCAGCUGAGGGCGUCGGUGUCAGCAUGUUCCUCGGAAUGGGUCGGCCUAUCGAUGUCGGGUCAAUAGGCAUCGUGUCCACUCUCAGCGGUGGGGAGCUGUUUUUCUACCCGAAGUUCGACCCGAUCAGAGACGGUAUGGCUCUGUCGUCCCAGGUCAGGCGGCUCGUCUCGCGGACAACAGCCUACUCGUGCUCUAUGCGAAUACGUACCUCGAACGGGCUGAGAGUCGCGAGCCAGCUCGGUAACUUCUACGAGAGCGCCGCGGCAGACCUCGAGUUCGGCACGAUGGACGCGGACAAGACGAUAUGCGUGGGGCUCGAGCACACACGCACGCUAGACGACAGACAGUACGCCUUCAUCCAGGCGGCGUUGUUAUACACCACCGUGGCGGGCCAACGCCGCGUGCGGGUGUUCAACGUUGCCUUGAAAGUUGUGACGCUUGCGGGCAAUGUCUUCCAGUAUGCAGACAUGGACGCUGCUGUGUCGUUCAUGGUGCGACAAGCGAUUUCGAAGAUGUCCUCUCAGAAGAUCUCGCAUAUCCACGAAGACCUCACGGAGAAGUGCGCACUCAUCCUGUAUGCGUACCGGAAGUUCUGCGCGGCGUCCGCCGCACCCACACAGCUCAUCCUUCCCGAGGCAUUCCGUACGCUGCCGCUAUACAUUCUCGGCAUGAUGAAGACGAAGCCUCUCAAAGGACGGAACGUCACCGCCGACGUGCGCAACUUCCACGCGCACAAGAUCAUGGCCAUGAGCACGCGCAGCAUCAUGUUCCACCUCUACCCACGCAUGCUCGCCGUGCACGACCUCAACGACGAGAUCGCGCUUCCGGACGCGAACGGCAAGAUCGACCUCCCCUCGCUCAUGCGCGACAGCCACCUCUUCAUGGAGUCCCACGGGGUCUAUCUCAUCGACAAUGAGGACAUGACGAUCCUCUGGAUCGGCGGGAGCGUCUCGCCGCAGCUGCUCAAGGACCUGCUCGACGUGGACGACAUCAUGCAGGUCGACCCUCACAUCCUGCACCUCCCGGUGCUGCAGACGCGGCUGUCGACGCAGGUGCGCAACAUCCUCGCGAGCCGCUUCGCGCAGCGCGGGUACGCGCCGCGGUUCGUGCUCGUGCGGCAGAACCUCGACGGCGCGGAGCUCGAGUUCAGCGACAUGCUCGUCGAGGACCAGAACAAUGCGGCGAUGUCGUAUCUUGACUACCUCUGCUUGGUGCACAAACAGAUACACACGGCGCUGACAACGGGGGCGUCGUUGUCCUCUGGUCAUGGGGGAUUCCGCUCCAUGCCUUGGUAA
This is a messenger RNA of Trametes versicolor FP-101664 SS1, 2553 nucleotides long. Its product is annotated as sec24-like protein. NCBI's taxonomy places the organism in Eukaryota, Fungi, Basidiomycota, Agaricomycetes, Polyporales, Polyporaceae. The record is from RefSeq and is a predicted model, not a curated record. Gene Ontology annotation, biological process: endoplasmic reticulum to Golgi vesicle-mediated transport; intracellular protein transport; COPII-coated vesicle cargo loading. Gene Ontology annotation, cellular component: endoplasmic reticulum exit site; COPII vesicle coat. The transcript has 13 exons. Gene Ontology annotation, molecular function: zinc ion binding; SNARE binding. The coding region runs from base 1 to 2553 and encodes 850 amino acids.